Molecule: messenger RNA, 1245 nt
Organism: Ananas comosus (pineapple)
Lineage: Eukaryota; Viridiplantae; Streptophyta; Magnoliopsida; Poales; Bromeliaceae
Product: probable indole-3-pyruvate monooxygenase YUCCA5
Exons: 3
Coding region: 1-1245 (414 amino acids)
Molecular function (GO): monooxygenase activity; flavin adenine dinucleotide binding
Source: RefSeq, a predicted model, not a curated record
AUGGCGCAUUCGCGCGGCCGCGAAGACGACGACCUCUUCAAGAGGCGGUGCAAGUGGGUGAACGGGCCGCUGAUAGUCGGGGCGGGGCCGUCGGGGCUGGCGGUGGCGGCGUGCCUGCGGGAGCACGGGGUGCCGUUCGUGGUGGUCGAGCGCGCCGACUGCGUGGCCUCGCUGUGGCAGCGGCGCACGUACGACCGGCUGAAGCUGCACCUGCCGAAGCAGUUCUGCCAGCUGCCCAAGUGCCCGUUCCCGGGCGACUUCCCGCAGUACCCGACGCGGCGGCAGUUCGUCGAGUACCUGGAGCGCUACGCGCGGCGGUUCGGGAUCGCGCCGCGGUUCAACGAGAGCGUGGAGCGCGCGCGCUACGACGAGACGUGCGGGAUGUGGCGCGUGCGGGCGUCGGCGGGGGAGGAGUACAUGUGCCAGUGGCUGGUGGUGGCCACGGGGGAGAACGCCGAGCGCGCGCUGCCGGAGAUCGUCGGGAUGGCGGAGUUCGCCGGCGACGUCGCGCACGCCGCCGACUACACGUCCGGAGAAGGCUACGCCGGGAAGGAGGUCUUGGUCGUCGGCUGCGGCAACUCCGGCAUGGAGGUGUGCCUCGACCUCUGUCACCACGGCGCCCACCCCACUAUGGUCGUUCGCGACUCUGUUCACGUACUACCAAGGGAGAUCCUGGGGAAGUCGACGUUCGAGAUCUCCGUUUCGCUCUCGAAAUGGCUCCCACUGUGGGUGGUCGACAAGAUCCUGGUGGCCUCGGCCAGGGCCAUUCUCGGGGACGUGGAGAAGCACGGCUUGAAGCGGCCAUUAAUGGGGCCUCUGGAGCUCAAGAACAGGGAGGGUAAAACCCCUGUUUUGGACACCGGCGCUCUGAGGAAGAUCAAGUCCCGGGAGAUCAAGGUCGUUCCUGGGAUCAAGAGGUUCCUGCGCGGAGGCGUCGAGCUCGUCGAUGGGACGGUGAUCGGCGUCGACGCCGUCGUCAUGGCCACCGGUUACCGCAGUAACGUCGCGUCAUGGUUGAAGGGGAGUGAAUUUUUCUCCAAAGAUGGGUUCCCAAAGCAGCCAUUUCCAAAUGGGUGGAAAGGGAAAUGUGGGCUGUAUGCAGUUGGGUUCACAAGAAGAGGACUCUCUGGAGCUUCUCUAGAUGCAGUGAAAAUAGCAGAGGACAUAGCCAGGAUCUGGAGAAAAGAAACUAAACAAGCUAAACAUAUCAUUGCAUGCCAUAGAAGAUGCAACUCACAGAUUUAA